AUGGAGAAUAAAGAUAAUCAACUGUUAAAUUUAAAGGUUAUGAGACUUAGCAAACCUCAUAUACCAGUUAAUAAUUCGAUUUUAUGUGAAAGAGAUGAUAUAGCCAGUGACAUACUGUUUCCACCUUUAAUACAAUUCGGUAAUAACGAUACAUACGGUGGUGGUAUUGAAGCACUCGGUAUCUCGCCAAUGUUACAACUUCAAUCCGGUACAAUAUAUCUCGGUGAAAUAUUCACUUCUUACAUCAGUCUAAACAAUCAUUCUACACAUGAUGUAACAAAUGUAUUCCUAAAGGUUGAAUUACAAACAUCUACACAAAGAAUAUUAUUAUUAGAUUCUGAACAAAGUCCAAUUGCAAAGUUUGGUCCAGGUUUCAAUUCUGAUUUCGUAGUACAACGUGAAGUUAAAGAAUCUGGUGUUAAUAUAUUAUGUUGUGCAGUAAACUAUGUUACACCAGAAGGUGAAAUCAAAAAGUUUAAAAAGUUCUUUAAGUUUCAAGUUAUGAAUCCAUUAAUUAUAAAGACAAAGAUACAUCAUAUACCUAAUCAAAUAUUUUUAGAAGCUUGUCUAGAGAAUGCAACACAAGGAUCACUAUUCUUAGAGUCUAUACUUUUCGAGCCUAGCGAGCUCUUUAACUUUGUAAAUCUAAGUGAAAACAGUCAUAAUGUCAAUGCAACACCGAUUUCCUCACCACCAUUGACAUCUCCUUCCACCACUUCCUCACCAACUUCAAAUGUAAAUUUUAAAUCUAGUGUUGAUUCGAAUUCUAUUUUAUCAGAGAUAAAAUCAACUUCAAAUGUUGUAUUUUUAAAGGAAUCUGGAAGCAGACAAUAUUUAUUCAAGAUUACACCAAAAGAUCCAAAUGAUUUCGAUACAAAGAAUUCAGCAUCAUUAGGAAAAUUAGAUAUUACAUGGAGAUCGUAUUUAGGUGAGAUCGGUCGACUAAAGACAGCAUACAUUCAGAGAAAGAUCAAUAUCGAUGAAGUCGAAUGUAUUCUUACACACAUUCCAAAGGUAGAGUUGGAGAAGCCGUUCGUUGUCACUGCUAAGCUCGUCAAUAAGACCAAUCGUAUUCUCUAUCCACUGUUUGUGUUGGUGCGAAAUAAGAUGGAUGGUAUUCUUGUGAAUGGUCAUCUACCAAAGAUCGGUGCACUACCACCAAACAACUCACUGGAUAUCGACAUUGAGAUGUUCCCAAUUAAACCUGGAAUGCAACAGAUUGUUGGAUUAGCAAUUAAAUUGUUGGAGCCAUCCACCGGUAUUUCAGAAGUAUCAUCAUCAUUGAAUCAACAGCAACAGCAACAGCAACAGCAACAACAACAACAACAACCAAACAUGUUGAAUGUAGGUGGAUCAGCAACAGCUCAGAAGAAUUACUAUGAACUCGGUGUUUUGGCAGAUGUAUUCGUCGAGAAUAACAAUGCAUCAAGUACAGAGUUUUUCACGGAAAUCAACAAGUCUCAAAGGAAGAAUUUGAUCAAAUAA
Messenger RNA from Heterostelium album PN500, 1485 nucleotides. RefSeq names its product DUF974 family protein. Bases 1 to 1485 code for a protein of 494 amino acids. Lineage: Eukaryota; Evosea; Eumycetozoa; Acytosteliales; Acytosteliaceae. The record is from RefSeq and is a predicted model, not a curated record. The transcript is spliced from 6 exons. Gene Ontology annotation, cellular component: TRAPPIII protein complex.